Vigna radiata var. radiata (mung bean) is the source of this 3190-nucleotide messenger RNA. RefSeq names its product receptor-like protein kinase 5. The record is from RefSeq and is a predicted model, not a curated record. The coding region runs from base 71 to 3016 and encodes 981 amino acids. NCBI's taxonomy places the organism in Eukaryota, Viridiplantae, Streptophyta, Magnoliopsida, Fabales, Fabaceae. Gene Ontology annotation, biological process: protein phosphorylation. Gene Ontology annotation, molecular function: receptor serine/threonine kinase binding; protein kinase activity; ATP binding. The transcript is spliced from 2 exons.
GUCUCUUUGAUCCAUUCUCAAAUCCAGCAUGGGACCCACCGCUGUCCCUUACUUGUAGCAGUGUUUCGUCAUGCAAAUUCAGAGAAAAACCCGAAACAAACGACCACUCCGAACACAACAUAUUUCUAUCUUCAGCACAAUGUUCGUGUUUUUUCUUUUCUUCCUCUUCCUUCUCUCUCCUCCGCGAUUCUCUCUCUCUCUAACCCAAGACGGCCUUUUCCUCCUCCAGGCGCGCAGCCGCCUCUCCGACCCCCACAACUCACUCUCCUCCUGGAACCCCGCCACCUCCACCCCCUGCCAGUGGAGGGGCGUCACCUGCAACAAUCAUUCCUCCGCCGUCAUCGCCCUCGAUCUCUCUUACUCCUUCCUCGCCGGCCCCUUCCCCGCCGCCCUCUGCCGCCUCCCCUCCCUCUCUUCCCUUAACCUCUCUUACAACCUCAUCAACUCCACCCUCUCCGCCGUCUCCCUCUGCCGCUCCCUCCUCCAUCUCGACCUCUCCCAAAACGCCCUUGUGGGUCCCAUCGACUCCCUCGCCGCACUCACCUCCCUCCGCUACCUCGACCUCUCCGGCAACAACCUCACCGGAGAAAUUCCUGAGACCCUCACCGCCCUACCCCACCUCGAAACGCUAAACCUCGUUAGCAAUCUUCUCACAGGUACCAUCCCCGCUUCACUCGGUAACCUUACUUCGCUGAAACGCCUUCAACUUGCUUACAACUUGUUCAAGCCGGGUCCCAUGCCGAGUGAACUCGGGAAACUCGGAAACCUUGAAACGCUUUUUCUCGCUCUCUGCAACCUUCAAGGUCCCAUUCCAGACACCUUCAGCAAUCUCGUUAACUUGACAAACCUCGACUUGUCUCAGAACAGCAUCACCGGUAACAUCCCGCAAUGGUUCACGCGUUUCACGCGCGUGACCCAAAUUGAGCUUUUCGAAAACUCGCUCUCCGGGGAGCUACCCAGAGGAAUGUCGAAGAUGACGAGUUUGAAACUAUUCGACGCGUCGAGGAACGAGUUGACUGGGACGAUUCCGACCGAGUUGUGUGAGUUGCCACUCCAGUCACUGAAUUUAUUUGAGAACAAACUCGAAGGGUUUUUGCCGGGGGCCAUUGCGCGUUCCCCGAACCUCUCUGAACUCAAACUUUUCAGUAACAGACUCAUUGGAACGUUGCCGAGUGAUUUGGGAAGUAACUCACCGUUGAACCAUAUUGACGUUUCGUAUAACCGGUUUUACGGUGAAAUUCCGGCGAACAUUUGCCGGCGGGGGCAGCUUGAGCAACUACUCUUGAUAUACAAUUCUUUUUCGGGUGAAAUUCCCGAGAGUCUCGGAAAAUGCACCAGUUUAAUGAGGGUUCGGUUAAGAAACAAUAAUCUCUCGGGAAGUGUUCCUGAAGGGGUUUGGAGUUUGCCCCGUUUGCAUUUGCUUGAGCUUUUCGAAAAUCAUUUUUCUGGGCACAUUUCUAAGGCGAUUUCUGGCUCUUCCAGCUUGUCAAAUUUGUUGGUUUCAAAUAACCGGUUUUCUGGGUCGAUUCCUGAGGAAAUCGGGUUAUUGGACAAUCUUGUGGAGUUUGCUGGUAGUAAUAAUAAUCUCUCGGGUCAGAUUCCAGGUAGUUUGGUGAAGUUGAAGCAGUUGGUUAAUCUCGACCUUAGUUCUAAUAAUCUUUCUGGUGAUCUUAAUUUUGGUGGAAUUGGUCACUUGAGUAAGGUCACUGACCUUAAUCUGUCACAUAAUAGGUUGGAUGGAAAUGUUCCAAGUGAAUUAGGAAGCUUUCCUGUGCUUAAUUAUCUUGAUCUUUCUUGGAACAAUUUCUCGGGAGAGAUCCCAUUGCAGUUGCAAAAUUUGAGACUAUCUGAGCUGAACUUGUCUUACAACCAGCUUUCUGGGGAUAUUCCUCCUCUUUAUGCCAAUGCCAAGUACAAAACGAGUUUUAUAGGGAAUCCUGGUCUCUGUAGUAAUCUCCCUGGGCUUUAUAAUUGUUAUGGUAGGAAUAAGAACUGGAGGCACACGUGGAUUUUAUGGUUCAUUUUUGUGCUUGCUGGAGUUGUGUUCAUUAUUGGGGUGGCUUGGUUUUACUUCAGGUACAGGAAGUUGAAGAAAUUGAAGAAAGGGUUAUGCAGUUCGAGUUGGAAGUCGUUUCACAAGCUGCAGUUUAGUGGGUUAGAGGUUGCUAAGUUGCUGAAUGAGGCCAAUGUGAUAGGAAAGGGAGCAUCCGGGAAGGUGUACAAGGUGGUGCUCAGCAACGGUGAGGUGGUGGCAGUGAAAAAAAUGAGUGUAGGAGCCCCAAAGAAAGUGGAUGAAAAUGGUGGUUCAAGAAAAGAUGAAUUUGAAGCUGAAGUAGAAGCACUUGGGAGGAUCAGGCACAAGAAUAUUGUGAGGUUGUGGUGUUGCUGCAACAGUGGGAACGACAAGCUUUUGGUUUUUGAAUACAUGCCAAAUGGGAGCUUGGGUGAUUUGUUACAGGGUAGCAAGAAGAGCUUGUUGGAUUGGCCUACAAGGUGUAAAAUUGCUGUUGAUGCUGCUGAGGGGCUUUCUUAUUUGCAUCAUGAUUGUGUCCCACCCAUUGUCCACAGGGAUGUGAAAUCUAACAAUAUAUUGGUUGAUGAGGAUUUUGUUGCAAAAGUUGCAGAUUUUGGUGUUGCCAAAAUGGUGACAAAAGCCGGCCAAGGGACAGAAUCAAUGUCUGUUAUUGCAGGAUCAUACGGCUACAUUGCACCAGAAUACGCAUACACUCUGAGGGUGAGUGAGAAGAGUGACAUAUACAGUUUUGGAGUGGUGAUUUUGGAGUUGGUAACUGGGAGAGCCCCCAUUGAUCCAGAGUAUGGUGAAAAUGGUUUGGUGAAAUGGGUUUCCUCUGCAUUGGAACAUGAAGGAGUCGAUCAUGUAGUUGAUCCUACAUUGGACUACAAAUUCAGGGAAGAAAUAAGCAAGGUGUUGAAUGUGGGUCUGCAGUGCACCAGCUCCAACCCAAUAACUCGCCCCACAAUGAGAAAAGUGGUUAAAAUGCUUCGUGAAGUGUAAACGAUGGAAAUGAAUGACGCUUCUUACACUGUAGUUUGAACAAUGUAUUUUGAAAAAGGUGAAAUAUUGAUGACAUUAACGGCUCAGUUUCAUUUUUCUUAUGCUUGUGUUAGUUGUAUCAUACAGCCCAUUCUAACAAAUCCUUCAAGGGCAGAUGCUGCUGCAUAAUAGUUA